AUGGUGACACCCUUAUGGACUGGCCGGACGUACCGUAUUCUGUUGUACGGCGUGCUGGCACUGGCCCUAGGCCAGUUCUUCCUGGCCCAAGGUGCCGUCACUGAAGACUCGGACAAACCGCAACAGCUCAAAGUACGUUUUUCUUUGUUUAAACCGGCUUUCGGGAGGAAUUUUGAAAUUUGAAAUGAACUUGCUUAAUUAAGAACCUGUCUAGGCGUAUAUAAUUAAAAUGCAUUUUUAACCUUUAAGUUUACUUUUUUAACAUUUUUUUGUAUUUUUUACUUUUGCAAACAAACUUUUUUCUCUCUAAACCUUUUUUGCAUACUUGGUUUCGUAUUCUAUAUUAUAUUACCGACGUCACGGAUCCAGAUGGCGUUACGUCAGGCUACAGAUGUCGCAUAUAAAAGUCUAAAAUAAUAUCAUUUUACCAUUAAAAUUUUAUGACGAUUUUAGGUUUACAGUGUUUUGAUUUUAUCGUUAAAGAUUACCAGUUGUCAUCAUGACUCAUUUUAUAAAGUCAUAAUGACAGACUAUAGAAAAGGAAAUUUUAAAAUCUUCUUGAAAAUUUUUUAAAAAACAUUUUAAAAUAUUUUUAACUUAAAAGUUUCAAUUUCAGGACAUAAUAGUAACGAGUGCCUUAGAUGCCGGAGGCUUUAUCACAACUGAAAAGAAGGCCCACCUGUCAGGGUUACGUGUGGAGGUCGAGGAACCCGGGGAUUCUGGCUUCAUCGGCUACACGUAAGUCUUCAGAAUUUAAAUUUUACGCAAAUUUAGGGAGAAAGGCUUAAGCAUCGUGCAGCCGGAUACACCGGUCAGAAUCGUGCUGUUCGGAUGGUGGUUGGACGAAGUUAUUGUAGUUGGCUUCACACCUACAGAUGCCUGUGCUAAUACGUUAUUCAACGUCACUCAAGUCGACUUCACAGUUCAUACAGAGAAGCGAUUGGUGGUGGAUUACUCGUUCCCUGGUUCUGAAACGGUGGGCACCGUGUACAAGAUCUGUCUGAAGCAGAAGGCCAGAGAGACCAAGGAUGGGAAGAUUAUCGACAUGCCGUUUGUUAUGGUACGUUAAUACUGUUUGGCUUGGUUAGAAGUUAUUUAAAGUGUAUUUUGUAUUUAAUUAAAUUUAAGGGCUUUUCUAUGAAGGUUUUGACUAUAAUUGAAGCUUUUUUAGUUGAAAAAGGUACAAUAUUUUAGAAAACCUAUAAAUACUUAUAAAACUAAAAUCUUGUUCUUGCAGAUUGAUGACUUGCGAACAUCAGUCUCAACCGAUCUACCUCCUCGGAAGUACUACUUCCCUAUGGCAGUUCAGAUUGUGAUAAUUUCUUUCCUUCUGGUACUCUCUGCUCUGUUCUCUGGCCUCAACCUCGGUCUUAUGGCUCUGACUCCUCAAGAAUUGAUGCUUAUCUCUAAAUCCGGUAAGUUAUUACUAUAGUUAAUUUUAGUGUUAGGAUAAUAUCUUUUCUUACUACAUUGUGGCAUUUGACAGUAAUAAUGACGCUAUUUUUGGUCCAAGAUUAAUUUUAAGUGAAGAACUUUUGAUUUUAUGUUGGGUUUUCUACUUUUCUCCUCUUUUUUGGACCAAAUAUUAAGUUUUGUAUCCAGAAUAAUGAUUCAUAGUUAUUUUUGUAUUUUCAGCUAUAUUAUAAAACAAACUUGUUAUUGUCUCUUAGAUAUCGCUGUAAUGUUUAGCUGAAAAUAGACCUGAUAUUACUUUUUCGAACGCAAGAGAUCAAAUCAUAUUCAGUUCAUUAGAACAUCUAAAAAACUUACAUAAUUUACACUGAAAAGGGAUGCUAUAGUAAUAAUUUGUUCAGUCACAUCAAUAUUACUCACAAUUUUCAAAAAAUAUAUUAUAUCUCAUGUUAAUCAUACCAAAGACAAAUAUAUCUGACCUUAACCACACCAAUACUUCAGGGUCGAAACGAGAACGAAUCUUCGCCGAGACCAUCCUGCCGGUCCGAAAGUCGGGUAACCAUCUGUUGUGUUCUCUCCUGAUCGGUAACGUCUGUGUCAACUCUGCCAUCUCCAUCCUGUUUGACGACCUUACCUCAGGCUAUGUCGCGUUGAUCGUUUCAUCAGCUGGGAUUGUCGUGUUCGGCGAGAUCUGUCCCCAAUCGCUGUGUGUGAAGAAAGGCCUAGAAGUGGGUGCCAGAACCAUUUGGAUCACUCGCUUCUUCAUGGUGCUCACCUUCCCAUUGGCAUAUCCGAUUAGUAAGAUACUGGAUUGUAUAUUGGGCGAUGAGGUAGUGUCAUACGAUAGGAAGAGGCUGAUGGAGCUGAUCAAGAUGUCGACCAGGAACGAAAAAGGAUUGGCAGAAGAGCUGAAGAUCGCUGUUGGAGCUAUGGAGAUCAGCGACAAGACUGUUUCGGAUGUCAUGACGAAGAUCGAUGUAAGUUUAAAAAAUCUUGUUCUUUUAAUUACUGUAAGGUAAAUUUUUGUAUUUCAUAUUACAUAGCUAUAUUAUGUUAAAUGCUUAUAAAUAGAACGAUAUUCAAGAGUGAAACAGUCUUGAAAGUUAAUAUCAACACUUUUUACACAGCCAUUAAUUAUAGUUUCCAAACAAUGUCAAUUAAGGUGUCUAUCAGUCGUUAUCUUAACAGAUGACCGAUCAAGAGUCACUCAUGAGCGGUCACUUGUGGUCACGUCUUUAUACCCAUCACAAAUACAAACAAACAACGUAUAAUAACGGUCCAUAAGUGUGUAGAAUUCACCUUUGUUUGUAUGUAAUAUCUAAUUAUUUUGCCGUUCUCUUUUUUUUGGCAGAGUAACACAAAAUUAACAGCCAAAAAUAUUAUGUUGGAAGAGGAUAGUAUUUGAUGUAAGAUAUAAAAUGGUUAUUUACUAAAAUAUACUACUUUUUCAGGACGUGUUCAUGCUCCCAGACACUACCAUCCUCAACACAAAGACCGUGGCCGAGAUUCUGCGUAUGGGCUACACCAGAAUCCCUGUCUACAACCAAGACCGUAACAACGUCGUAUCUUUGUUGUUCGUCAAAGAUCUUGCCCUUCUAGACCCAGAUGACAACUUUACUGUGAAAACAGUAUGUGGCUACCAUGAACAUGUUCUACGCUUUGUAAUGGACGACACACCCCUAAGGGUAAUGUUGGAAGAGUUCAAGAAAGGCGACUACCAUCUCUCCAUGGUACAACGCAUCGUACAGUACGACAACCAGGACCCUGUAUAUGAACUUAUUGGCAUCGUUACGUUAGAAGACAUUGUGGAAGAGAUUCUACAGGCUGAGAUCGUGGACGAAACCGAUGCCAUCACUGAUAACGUGCACAGAAUCAAACGCCGACGAGCUAUGGAGCACGAAUUCACUCAUUGUCUGGACAACGACGUGUCUGCCUGUCAUAUAUCUAUGCAGAUGCAGUUGGUCACGAUGCAAUGGCUGGCUACGAACCAUCCAGCCUUCCAGGAACAGUUCAUUGGUCAUAGUGUUCUGGAGAAGGUCAUACGACAAAAUGUGCACAAGGUAACCAUAAUAGAAAUACGUAACUAGUGUAUUUUUAAUAUGACAAGCAAUACAGUAAAACUAGAACUUACUUUCUUGUAGGAACAAUGUUGUAACAAGAUUAUUUAGAAAUAUAUUAUUCUUUGAUGACAUACUAAUUGCUUUCAGAUUGAGCUGACACAUCUCGGAGAUACGAACGAUCCCAAGAUGGUACUGCCUAGGAAAAGCAAGCUCUAUUCAAAGAAAGAGCCUUCAGACAAAUUCAUCCUCAUUCUGGAAGGUCGUGCCUUGGUUACUAUUGGUCAGGUACGUCAUUAUUUUCUUUGAUAGUUUAAAUGUCGAAAUGCAGUCAGAAAUAUUACAUUAGUAGUCUUGUACUGUGAGGUCAGUGGUACUCGUUAUAGUACUUUGAACCAGGUUUUUAGUAAAAGAUGGUUAACAUAAUAUAGUGAUAUCCUUUCAGACGGACAUGACCUUCGAAGCCGGCCCAUGGCAUUGUUUCGGCAACGAACUUCUGGACCGUCUUCACCAGGUCACGUCCAACCUUAAGCGUCCCCAACGUUCCCAAAGCCCCAGAAACUCAGAACCCUCUCUGAAUCCGGCGAUGCCGAGCAAUUUCAACGAGAUCGACGCCAAGAAGGUGAGCUUCAUCCCCGACUACAGUGCCGUGAUCAAAGACGAGUGUACCUACUUGGAGAUCAACGCUCAGACCUAUCUCCUGGCCUUGAAGUCAACUCUCAUUAACAGGAAUCGCGGUGACUAUAGCGAAAACCGCGACUCAAUCACUUCAUUGGACAAACCACGCGACAGCGACACUAUACCCCUGAACAUCAAUAAAAUAACGUCAGAAGGGUUGGUGGAAGAGGAUGUGGCUUUAGUCAGGACAAACGGGUCACUCCGGCGGAAAGAGGUGAGCUCAGGGUGACAUGGCUAAUAUUGUGUUAAAAUAGCAUUUUGAGGGACUAAAUAUCUACGUAGACCUUUAGGAGGGUUUGUGGGUAAAAAUUUGCAAAAAAUAAAUUCUAGAAAAUUUUUAAGAAAUGUUUUCGCUGCGAGACCUAAAAUUUGAAGCAAUGUAGAUGUUUCACCCCAAGUUGUUUAAAUGUUACACAAUAUGUCAAAAUAUACUUUAAAUUAACGCACAUCUAUUUCAGCUUGGACCACCUCGAAAACGGGCCAACAGCGAGACCAGCAACCGGAUCGCGAGCUCCGAAGAGACGAUGCCGCUGUUCUCGGAACGAUCGGACCUGGUAUAA
Messenger RNA from Bursaphelenchus okinawaensis, 4708 nucleotides. Lineage: Eukaryota; Metazoa; Nematoda; Chromadorea; Rhabditida; Aphelenchoididae. The record is from the annotation of a GenBank genome assembly.